GAGAAGAAGAUACGGUGAGGCAUGACCUGGAAGGGAAGCAGUGGAGGUGCGCUUGGCACCCUUUUGAUUACGACACCUUCCCCUCUUUUCUUCCGUCACCACCUCUUACUUUAUACGGCGCCGUUUAGCCCUUUUCUCUCUGUCGUUUCCAAUCUCCAUUUCUUGGUUACUCUCCGACGCGCUUUUCCCAUCUCAUUAUACGCAGUCGUUUUGCACUCUAAUUCGCUCCUAGUCAACGCCGCUUCUAUCCCUCUCUUCCAUCUCACUCUUCUCUCUCGAGUUUCACCGAUUCAUAAGUAAAAAAAUUCAAGCACCGGAUUCACCGCUUCCUUCACUUCUUCCUCAGAUGGAAGUCUCAGAGUUGUGCUAAUCAGAACGGUUCACCAUUUGUUUCCACACAGCUCAGAGAUUGUAUUUGAAAGGUUCUGUACUUUGUUUCCUGGUUUUUGAAGUUUGAUGCUUCAUUGGCGGCUUCUUGUGUUGGUGCUGGAGUUAGAUGCACGUUCUCGCACCAGAAGUGCAUAUUGAAGGUCCACCUGACACAUCUCCGUUGUUGAUGGAGCGGCUGGGUAGCUUGAACAGCAAUCAGCAUAUGAUCGUGCAGCCGGAGAGGUUGAAUGACAAUCAGCAUAUCAUAGACAUUAACAUAGCUGGAAACGGUGAUGCUUCCACUUCAGGCUCAGCUCAUGAUAGACAUUCUAAUGGUGUGGAUACAUCACAGCAUGUAGAGAGAGCGGGCAGUGUGAGAGUACCUGUUUCGCAGCCUUCGGUUUUAUCCAACAAUGGAUCCAAUGGAUCAAACUCCAGGAAUUCUUCCUUCAUCAGACGUGGAGAUUCACGCCGGAGUAGGAGUCCAGUGCAUUCGGGGUUGUGGAUAUCUGUAGAACUAGCACUCUUAGUAAGUCAAAUUGUUGCAUCAAUUGUUGUAUUGUCUUUGUCAAGGCACGAGCAUCCACGUUCCCCAUUGUUUGCGUGGAUUGUGGGUUAUGCAAGUGGUUGUCUUGCUACCCUACCUCUGCUUUAUUGGCGGUAUUAUCAUCAUAACCAAAGUCGAGAUCAAGAUUCACCCCAAACUCGUCAAACAUCUCCUCGGGUUAAUGAUCCUUCAGGGACAUUUCAUUCCAGUUCCAGAAGUAAUGGAGGAGCAGAUGGUCAAGGUGCUGCUUCAAUGUCCAGAGGCAAUCAAGCUUCACCAUUGACAAACAGAAGAAUGAAGACACUAGUGGAAUACUUCAAAAUAUCUUUAGAUUGCUUUUUUGCUAUAUGGUUCGUUGUUGGAAAUGUAUGGAUCUUUGGAGGACGUUCGUCUGCUGAUGAAGCUCCUAACUUGUAUAGGUUAUGUAUAGUGUUUCUCGCCUUUAGCUGUAUUGGUUAUGCUAUGCCCUUCAUUCUCUGUUCAACAAUCUGCUGUUGUCUCCCUUGUAUUAUCUCCAUCCUUGGCGUUAGAGAGGAUAUGUCACAAAACAGAGGGGCAACUUCUGAAUCCAUAAAUGCCCUGCCAACUUACAAGUUCAAGAUGAAGAAAAAUAAAAGAAGUGGCGACAGUAACUCAGCUGCUGUUGAUGGGGGAGUUGUGGCUGCAGGAACUGAAAAGGAGCGAGUGAUAUCUGGAGAUGAUGCAGUUUGCUGCAUCUGCCUGGCAAAGUAUGAAAAUAAUGAUGAGCUGCGAGAAUUGCCUUGUUCUCAUCUUUUUCACAAAGAGUGUGUAGACAAGUGGUUAAAGAUAAAUGCAUUGUGCCCUCUUUGCAAGAGUGAGGUUGGUGAGAACUUAACCGGAUCGGGUGCCGCAGAAGGUGCCAGCCAAUAGAGCGAGCUCAGGGUUUAAAACCGAUUCAAAUGUCGGAGAUUAAUCUACUUGUAUUCAAUUUUGGGUCUCUCAUUUUCCUUGUGAACUGGAUAAUCUCUUCCCUAAUGAGUUUGGAAAAGGGAGACAAAAAAUGCAUAUCUAUAAAAUUGGUGGACCCUGCAAAGGUAAUGGUAGGUCCCUCCCCAAUAAAUUGUGUUUUCCUCUCAUAAUACAAGUUUUCAAGGGCACUGAAAGAAUUCGAGCAUUCGAGUCUCUUAUAUAUGUAUACAUAUUCACACUUUUAUUUUUGUAAAGCUUCUUGUAUGCUUUCAGCAUCAUCAGUUUCUCUCUUUUUUUUUUUUCUUACUACUUAUUUUGAGGGAUGUUUGAUUCUGACUUCAUCCUCAUUGAUGUAUCCUUUUUUAUAUUUUUUUCCCGUCUUGUUAUAACUGUAAGUUGGUUGAUACAUUUCAUCGCAUUCGUAGUCUUGUGAGUUGAUUGUUCAAAGGAUGCUCAUCACUGGCCAUAUGCUGCGUGGUGCUGCCAAUUAGAAGUAAAAAACACAUCAUUUCAUGUAAAUGGAUCAAUCUCAGAAAUAUAUUAAGUGAAAUUUCUGCGAGUUUCA
This is a messenger RNA of Arachis duranensis, 2411 nucleotides long. Its product is annotated as E3 ubiquitin-protein ligase At1g63170. The transcript has 5 exons. The coding region runs from base 497 to 1807 and encodes 436 amino acids. The record is from RefSeq and is a predicted model, not a curated record. Lineage: Eukaryota; Viridiplantae; Streptophyta; Magnoliopsida; Fabales; Fabaceae.